UUUCUGGUGUAGUUGUCGUUUUUGUACGACUAAGUAGCAUCCAUCGAACGAGUGUCGCAGAGAAUGCCUGAUAGUAUAUUCUGACAUAUUUUUGCUGAUGUGGUCUAAUGUUUGGCCCUCUGUUUCCUCGGCCUUGGUCAUCCAAAUGUGACGCCUUUUGGAUAUGGCGGAUGGAGAAGUUCAAAUCACCCACCCCAACCAGCUUUUGCCGUGUUAUAACACAGCCUGAAAAUUUAGUGCCCAAUACGAUUCUUUCUUCCACCCUGUAGUUGAGCAACAAAUUUGUGUCCUCCCGCCACAUGAGCACAACAUCAAAAUUCUUUGAACGAUCAGUGUAGGAAGUUUCAUAGACAGAAAAGCCAUAAAAACUUCACAUUUUUUUCUAGUAAGGUUAGAAAAAAAUGUCACCAUACUACAUUAGACUUGGUCCAAAUGAACAUUCUCCUAAAAUUGAAGGAACUUUGUUCAUGUAUGGAUUUCUAUUAUGCCUCUAUGCUCCACCCAAGUGUGUUAAUUAAGGAAUUUCAAGUAGUGUUCAAACAUAACAUGCUCUACCAUAGAUGCUAUGGUCGAAACUUCAAUAAUUGAGGCACAAACAUGUUUUGAGGAUAGGGUACUUGGGACAAGUGUCUCAACACCCUUGGCAGUUCUAGACGUUGCCUCGAUGAUUAAAAUUGCUAGAAUAUAGCUAGUGUCUGGACACUAGUCGUAGAUGUUCGCUACGCAUAAGCAUUCUGACUUGUUUGGAGCCUUUUGGAGUAUGUCAAUGUUUAGUAGCUUUUUAGCUUGGUUUUGUAUUCUACAUGCUUGGCAACUCAAAUUGAUGUGCAAUAUGGUAAUAGAAGACAAAAAGAUCCAAACUAGACAAAAAGAAAUCUUAAAAGAAAAAAAAAAAUCAAGCCUAAGAAAUAACCUAUGUUGGACAAAAAAUAAUAAUUUAACCAAGAAAAAGAAAAACAAAGAACUUAGGGACGGCAUUACAUUGAAAUUUAUGGGGAAAAAAAAACUCCGGACCUUUAUGCUGUUAUGUGGACGAAAACGUGCGGUAGCUAUAAAUUAGAAUGAGGGCGGAAUAUGAGGCGAAUAGUUGGUGUGUGAAAACCAGAAGUCCUUAAAUGUGUGCAUGGAGGUAACGUGUCCGGCCAAGGCGCAUCAGGAGUUGGUAUUACCUGUUGUACGUCCUCCACAUGGCCUUCUAUAAACUUGGUCAGCAACUAACCCUUUUAAAUAUCAGUUCAAUCCGAUCCCCAUCUCCAUCUGCUGACGAUCCAAAGAAAUGGCCUUCAGACCCUCUCUCACCUCUGCGUGGAAAUCAAUGCUUAGGACCCAAGGGAAGCGUCGGUUAGCGUCGUCCAGCACCGCUUCCACCAUUGAAAAUGCUGCUACGUCUUCUAAGGGCGGUCCGAGUAGGAGCGUGUACAUGAAGGGUGAGUACGCCCCAGUCUACAUUGUGUUGGGGUUCGUAGGGAUUGUUUUGUUGAUGGGAACCCACACGGCGAAGCAGCAGCUGCUGCAUUCGCCGGUUGUCAAUGUGAGCAAGAAGAAGAGGGAGAGCAUCCCGGAGGUGGAGGAGCCCGACACCGUCAUCAAUUCCGCCGACAAGUUUAUCAACAAAUCCAUUCUUAGGAAGGUGGCCCACAUCCAGGACAACACCAAGACUGUGUAGCCCCCUAAUGAAAACUGCUGGAGUGGGUGGAUCCUGCCCGGCGUUGAACAACCCCUUGUGUGUAAGCAUUUGAAUGUCUUCAUUUAUUUACUUCUGAUUCCCAUCAAUGUGUGUGUGUGUGUGUGUGUGUAUAAUGGGCCCUUCUGGUUCUGGAUCUCUUCCCUUUGUGGUGUUGGAUGGAGCAGACUAGGUCUAGGCAUGAGGCCCUCGGUUCUGUUUCUUUUUCAUGUAUAAUAAAACCAAUUGGACUUCCCCCAAAUUGGGACCUUGGAAUUGUUUUCAUCUAUCUUCAACUUCGAAUCU
This is a messenger RNA of Cucurbita maxima (winter squash), 1969 nucleotides long. RefSeq lists its product as uncharacterized. NCBI's taxonomy places the organism in Eukaryota, Viridiplantae, Streptophyta, Magnoliopsida, Cucurbitales, Cucurbitaceae. The coding region runs from base 1277 to 1666 and encodes 129 amino acids. The record is from RefSeq and is a predicted model, not a curated record. The transcript is spliced from 4 exons.